This is a messenger RNA of Owenia fusiformis, 440 nucleotides long. The record is from the annotation of a GenBank genome assembly. NCBI's taxonomy places the organism in Eukaryota, Metazoa, Annelida, Polychaeta, Sabellida, Oweniidae.
GCUAGCACAACUUGAGAAUCAACAAAGUGAUAAAAAUAAGGAACUAGCUCAGCUUGGAAAGGAAGUGGAAUCAGAGAUCAAUGCACGUCGGCAUGAGAUUCAGGAAACUAGUGAAGUUCUAAGUGGUCUCCACCAACAAGAGGAACAGAUGUCUUCUGCUAUACAAGAUAAAAAAUCACAUCUACAUGAUUUAGAACUUGAUAUAAAAGAUCAGGAAGCAAAUUUAGAACAUCUUGAUGGUACUCUGACAAAGCAUAAAAUGGAACUUAAGUCUGUAUUAGAAUCAUUACGUGAUGCUAAAGUGGAUGAAGAAAAGUUAAAAGAGUCAAAUUCAGCAUCACUUGCUGAGUUGGAAAAGUUAAGGGAUGCAACAUUAGAGGAAAAAUCCCUAUAUAGCAAUAUUAAUGAUGCAGUCAACAAGAAGCAGCAAGAGAAUGAAC